Molecule: messenger RNA, 4770 nt
Organism: Chelonus insularis
Lineage: Eukaryota; Metazoa; Arthropoda; Insecta; Hymenoptera; Braconidae
Product: probable sodium/potassium/calcium exchanger CG1090
Exons: 8
Coding region: 817-2679 (620 amino acids)
Biological process (GO): calcium ion transmembrane transport; intracellular calcium ion homeostasis
Cellular component (GO): plasma membrane
Molecular function (GO): calcium, potassium:sodium antiporter activity; calcium channel activity
Source: RefSeq, a predicted model, not a curated record
UUGAAAUUGAACUGAAAUAAAAUAGUAGAUCCAAAGGGGACCAAUAUUGACUAAAUAACAAGUUAAAAUCCUAUCAGUAAUAAUGGAAAUACAUCAAGCAUAAUUAUUGAUAAUGACUCCAGCAUGAGGCGGAUGUUGGAUACAAAAUGUCAUGCGUCAUUUGGCUGACGUCGGCUUUCGUAUGAGAAUCGUGGUGGGUAGCAAAGCGUGGAGUACUUUAUGAAGAUAAAAGAUAUGUUUAUAAUGAAGAUACAAGAGAGAAAGAAUGUUUGUGACUUGGUUGAAGAAUGGUGGAGAAAGGGGAUGGUAAAACCAACGUUUACUAGUAUCUCAACUUCACCCCAUUCCAUGAAUGCGCAAGCGUGCUGAUAGUUUGAAAAGCUGCAUUAUAUUUCGUGAAAAGCGUAGGCGUAUGAGAACCGGCUACGAGCUCAGGCGGUUAGUGAAUUCUCCAGGACAGGCUUUUCAUUUGAUUACUAAAAAGUGAAUAAAUUUUAGUAGUUGACAAAUUUUCAAGUAAAACAAAAAAAAAACAAAUAUGCGUGCGCAUUAAUUUAUUUGUUUUAUUUUAUAUUUUUCGGUGUUAAAUUGUGCAUACGUGAAUGAAUGCAAUCAGUGAGAAAGCAGUUGUAUCAAGAUUGUUUGACGUUCACCGAAAGACACGCGACAUUCAGGUGUACAGAACGUUGGGUUUAAAAGAAAAAAAGCGAGUGACAUACAAGCAGAAUUAACGUAAUAAAAGCAAGUGACAUGUGAGCGUUGGAUGUAAAAAUAAGGAAAAUAAUAGAGCAAAAGUGAAAACAUUCACUAGAAAAAAUGACACCAACGUUAACUAAGAACCCAGCGAUGAUGAGGAGACAUCUGACACGACGGCAAAAAUGGCCAUUACAUUUAACUCUCUUCUUGGUCUACAUUCUUAUCCAAUUGGCUUCUUCCAUAGUUUCUUCCUCAACAUUACCUCCACAGUCAGCUACAGCAUCAACACAAUCUGUUACGACAUCAGAAGUUACGACAUUGAAGCCAAUUGUGUCAACAAUAGCACAAAAGAAAGAAGAAGCAAAUACACAAGUUCCUAAACCUAGAGAACAGGUAAAGGAGAAACCUCAAGAUGAAACAACGACACCAGUUUCCAAAGCAAAAAGUCAAGAAACGCUGACAGUGAAGAAGGAAAAUGAUAAUCGAAUAGUUAAUACUACUGUAAAACCAACAACAGCAUCACCAAAGGCAGCUCAUCCAACAUGGCGUCCCAGAAGAGAGAAUUGCUCAGCACCAGCAAUUGAACAAUUCCCUCGACCAUUAAUGGGUCCAAGUGCUAGAAAGCAUGGAGGUCUUAUCAUCCAUAUUUUGGUAGCUGUUUAUACAUUUUUGGGUUUGGCAAUUGUUUGCGAUGAUUACUUUGUCUCGAGUCUAGACAGAAUUUGUGAAGAGCUAAGAUUAACUCCAGACGUAGCUGGAGCCACAUUUAUGGCUGCUGGAUCAUCAGCUCCAGAAUUAGCGACAGUCAUUAUUGGAGUAUUUUUUGCCAAAGAUGAUAUUGGAGUGAGUGGAGUAAUUGGAAGUGCCGUGUUUAAUAUAAUGUUUGUUAUCGCAGUAUGCGGUUUGUGCACGACAACGGUAUCAAAGCUCAACUGGUGGCCGCUAUGUCGCGACAGUUUCUUUUACUUUAUAUCAAUUCUUGUCAUGCUUGGCACGAUCUACAAUGAAAUAAUAUCCUGGGCAGAGUCACUUCUAAUGCUGAUCAUGUACGCAGUCUACUGCGUCGUUUUGUCUUACAAUAGUCGUCUAGAACGUUGGGCUAAGUCUUACAAUAUUCCUUUUCUUCCGAAAGAUGAUGAACCUGCUGAAGAAAGUGCUCUUGUGAGCUAUAGAUCACUUCAGGAGGAUAGAACGUCUUAUACCGGGCCUAAUUCACCAAUUACUGAUCAAAUGAAGGUUCCAGGAAUGCCAGGAGAUGAACCAAUUCAACAACAACCACAGCAGCCUCCACCUCCAAAGCAACCAGAGUAUUACAAAGCUAAAGAAGCAGAUCCAAAUGAAGUGUCACCAUUAGAAAGACCUACAGAAGGUGGACAGUGGGCAUUAUUCAAGUGGGGUUUAGUUUAUCCAAUCCACUAUACAUGCCGUGCGACAAUGCCUGACUGUCGACAAGAAAAGUGGCGAAGUUGGUAUCCAUUUACGUUCUGUAUUUCCAUGAUCUGGAUCAGUUUUUAUAGUUAUAUCAUGGUCUGGAUGAUUACAAUUAUUGGGAGUACUCUGGGCAUUCCUGAUACCGUGAUGGGACUAACGUUCGUCGCUGCUGGUGUGAGUGUUCCAGAUGCUCUGUCCUCUUUAGCUGUUAUCAAAGAAGGUCUAGGAGACAUGGCAGUUAGUAAUGCCGUUGGUAGCAAUGUUUUUGAUAUUCUGGUGUGUCUUGGCCUUCCUUGGUUCAUUCAAACUGCCAUGAUUCAACCUGGAUCUCAUGUGAACGUCACUAGUAGAGGCUUGACGUAUUCAACUAUAUCACUGCUUUCCACUGUUGUCUUUCUCGUUUUGACGACUCAUUUAAAUGGUUGGAAACUUGACCGAAAAUACGGAGCAGUAUUGAUGGUUUGGUACCUUAUAUUCAUAACAUUCGCUUCACUAUAUGAGCUCAAUGUGUUUGGUGAAAUGAAUCCACCAGCAUGCACUAGCGUAUAUUAAAUCUAUUGGCAAUGACAUCUAAAACCAUCUCAUCGUUAAAGAGAUAAUGAAAGUUUAAAUCAAGUGCCAUGGAAUUGAAGAUGAUAAUGCGAAGAUGGAGAUGGAAAAUCGUACAUUAAAAAGCGCUAAAAACAUACUAUGAAAAUAGUAUUGUAUCAGUAUUAAGUUGUCCUUGUUAAUUAAUACAAAGCCUAUAAUGGAGGACAAAUGUUUAAUAUUAUUAAUAAUGAAAUCAUAGUCAAUGCAUUGUCUUACCAUGGUUAUGAAUAGCUAAUUUAAAAAAGAUAUUUAAUAGUUGUAUAGCCAUAAUCAUGACACCAAAAUAAUAACUCACAUUAAAAGAAUGAAAAACAUCGAACAUUAUAACAAAAUUUCACUCUAAGUAAUUAUUAAAAGCUUCAUAGAGUUGAUUUUGUAUUAUUGUUUCUUGUUUGUUAUUUAAUAUUCACGAAAUACAUAGGCCUAAAAUGCGUGAGUUCAGACUUAAUGAAGAUUAUGUACAAUUUAUAAUAUUAUAACAAAGAUAAAUGCUAUUAGUUGUUCGUAAAAGAUAUGAUGAAUGAUGCGUGCACUAAAAAUAACAAUAAUUAUUACAAAAGUUAUAAAAUUUGCUUCUUCCUAAUUCAUACCAAUUAAUGUUACAAAGACAAAAAUGUACAUUCUUCCUAAGUAAGUGUUUCUUCCUCUAUAUUCUUCUCUUCUUAUAAAACAGCAUACCUACACUAUGUCGUUGUUGAUUAUCAUUAUAACUUUAUAAUUAAAUUAUAUAAUAAGUAUAUUCUAUAUACAACCUAUAUAUAAUAUAAAUACGUAAAGAACAAAUAUAAACUAUUAUUAUUAUUAUGAUCAUUAUAGACUUGCGUUGGCACGGCCGCUUAAAGAAACUUCGCGAGAUCAAAGAGAUUCCUCGUUAGCGUGAGUGAUUCAGAAUGUGGAUACUUGUUUGAAAAAAGCAUCUUACUCCAAAUGAACACCCACACCAAAUAUUCUAGUAUAAAACUGUGAGAAAGAGGCCGGGAAAGUAAUAAGAAGAAAGGCUAUGAAAUAAUAAUGAUUCAAGUAAAGAUGAAAGAAGGGUGAGAAUAAGUAAGAAGAUUAUUUAGAGAAAAAAAGAGAGAAAGAGAGAUCAUAGCGACCGCAGGGAUGAACAAAACAAGAAAGACAAUAAUUGAAACAGCCUUAUCUAAUGAAAGUAUUUACAAUUCAAACAUCCGCUGCAGGAUCCUUUGAUCUUUCGACCAGAAAUAUUGGCAAGACUGUUGACAGAUCACCCUGGUAUCCUGGAGACUUUAAUAGAUUCAUUUGGCCGGUGCCACGUACCAAUGAGAAUACACACCAGACCAAACAUCAUUAAUUUUUAUGUUCAUAACUAUUAUUGCAAUGAUUUUAAUAUAUUUUCACUUAAUUUGAUUAUCAAAAAAAUUUAACUGAUGAUUCAAGAUGUGUGUUUAAAAAUGAAAUAGAUUAUUCAAGCGUUUUUGGUGUAAUUAAGUCCCCGUGGAACCAUUAUUGAGUGACUGAGAUAAAAAAGGAUGAUGGAAUGAGCGAUUAUAAGGAUCGCGCAGUGGAUACUUUCGUAGAUUCAUAUUAAAAUUAUCAUAAUUAUUGUUAUUAUUAAUAUUUUGAUGAUAAUGAUUAUUAUUAGUUGAAAUAAUUAUGUGUAAGGAAUGAAAAUAUGAAAGCGCUAAAUGCUUAGCUUCGGUUGAUAGUUGGUUGUCGUUAUAAUCACUGUGUUGAAGUAUUUAGCGUGUUAGUCAAUUGCAUUGUUAUAAUAUGUACACACAAUUAUGAUGAUUAUAAAUUAUAAUAUAUACAAUUAUUAUAUUACAAGAUAAUAUUUUAGAUAAAAAGCCUAAUUAGGUUGGGCACGGCUUCCGGCAUUUUUUGUCGAGGUGAAACAAACAAUUACAAAUGAGAGAGAUAGUAAUUUAAUUAUUAAUCGAAUGUUUGAGGACCAGUAUCCAAUGGUACGAUUUUGUUAUCGAAGGGAAUUUUUAAAUUAGAAAGAUAAAACAAUCUUUGCCUAUUUCAUUGUUUUAUCGCAGUUCAGACUAGUAAAUGUAUUAUAUUUCUAAUAAAUUUCAGAAAUUA